CAGAACCAUGGCGGAAUUCCUGUGGACGUUUGCUGUACAAGAAGUGUUGAAGAAGACGGUGAAGCUGGCGGCUGAGCAGAUCAGUCUGGCAUGGGGAUUCGAGGAGGAACUCUCAAAGCUGAAGGACUCUCUACUCAUGGCGCAAGCCAUCCUAAGGGAUGUUCAUAGAAUGAACCCAGAUCUUGACUCCGUCAAGCUAUGGGUGAAGAACCUUGAACAUAUCGUCUUCGAAGCCGAUAUUUUACUCGAUGAGCUUGCUUAUGAAAACAUUCGACGCAAAGUGGAAAUCGAGAAAGAUCUGAGGGUACGUAAUUUCUUUUCCUUCUCUAAAAAUUUCCUUGCUUUUCGUCUCAAAAUGGCAAAUAAAACCACAAGUGUUGCUAAAAAGUUGGAUGAGCUAGUUUCUACCAAAAGUCCUUUGGGAUGUGUUGCUAUAACAUCCAAUGAAGCAGAGAUUGAUCUAAACCAAGUUCGAGAGACGGACUCAUUUCUGGAUGAAAUUGAAGUUAUUGGGAGGAAAAGUGAAGUAUCAAAUAUAGUAGAUAAGCUACUUGCCUUUAAGAAUCAAGAAACUCUAGUUGUUUUACCCAUUGUUGGUACGGGUGGAUUAGGAAAAACAACUCUUGUGAAGGAGGUUUUCCAUCAUGAUAUGAUAAGGAAGAGUUUUGAUACAUUUAUAUGGGUAUGUGUGUCUGAUCCUUUUAAAAUCAACAAAAUUUUAAGAGCAAUCAUGGGAUCAUUGAGUCCUACAUUUGGUGGCUCAGAUGAAAGGGAAAUCAUUCUUCGAGAGCUCCAAAAUUUGUUGAGUGUCAAAAAGUAUUUUCUUGUGCUUGAUGACGUUUGGAAUGAGGAGCACAUUCUAUGGAAUGAGUUAAGGGAUUGUUUGCUAAAGAUCAAUCAAAAUGUUGGAAGUGCUAUAGUUGUGACAACUAGGAGUGAUAAAGUUGCAGAAAUUAUGGAGACAAAUUACAGACAUCAUUUGAGGCAGUUACCAGAUGACCAUUGUUGGUCUUUAUUUGAAAAAUGUGCAUUUGGAAGCGAUUUACCAAUAAUUCCUGAUAUCAUUCGAGGACAGCUUGUUAAAAAAUUUGGUGGCAUACCAUUGGUUGUGAAGGUGUUAGGAGGAAUGGUGAAAUCAUGCAAGAACGAUGAUGAAUUGCAAUUGACUUUGGAAAAUCUAGCAAGAAUUGAAUUAGCAAAGAGGGAGGAGGGAGGGUUUGCAACAAGUGGCGAUGAGACGGGGAAAAAAAGGAUAUAG
Cucurbita maxima (winter squash) is the source of this 1258-nucleotide messenger RNA. RefSeq names its product putative disease resistance protein RGA3. The transcript has 2 exons. The coding region runs from base 8 to 1258 and encodes 416 amino acids. Gene Ontology annotation, molecular function: ADP binding. The record is from RefSeq and is a predicted model, not a curated record. Gene Ontology annotation, biological process: defense response to fungus. NCBI's taxonomy places the organism in Eukaryota, Viridiplantae, Streptophyta, Magnoliopsida, Cucurbitales, Cucurbitaceae.